UGCCUCCUCUCUUUCUCACUCUCUCUGUCUCACUCCAUCUCUCUCUUUCUGACUCUCUGUCCAUUCUUUCCAAAUGUCUAUUUCCUAAUGCCUCAGUCUGGUUGGAUGGGAGACGGCACAACAGCACAGUUUAAAUCUGAGAUGAAGAACAAGCAGAUGAGCAAGACAGGGAACAUCUCGAGAAAGAAAGAGAGAUGGAGGGCAGAUGGGCCAAAGAGUCCGAAUGACACACCGCACGAAAAUGGUAAGAACAGAAUGGGGAAAAAGGCCAAGACAACAUCACGUCACGUCAAAACAAACUUGGAUAGAAUGACAAAUAAACAUUUAGGAAACCAGACAAGUGGAGCACUGCAGGGGGAUGAAGGUGUGGAACUCAGAUUAAAAGACACUACACACCAACAAUGUGGCUGGUUUGGACGCAACCUGCUCCUUAACCUCACUGUGAUAGGUGUAAUAGCAGGCACGGUGCUGGGAAUGUUGCUACGGUAUGUUCCUGAUAUAAGCAUAAACAGUCUUACGCUGAUCUCCUUCCCUGGAGACAUCCUGAUGAGAAUGUUGAAGAUGCUCAUUCUGCCCCUCAUCAUCUCCAGCCUCAUUACAGGCCUAGCUGGUCUGGAUGCUCGCUCCAGUGGAAGAAUGGGCUCCAGAGCAAUGGUGUACUACAUGUCCACCACAAUAAUUGCUGCUAUUCUAGGCGUCAUCUUAGUUCUUGGAAUUCACCCAGGAAAUCCAAAACUCAGGUCCGGUCAGAUCAGCUCUACCCCCAAGAAUCAGGAAGUCAGCAGUAUGGAUGCCUUUCUAGACCUUAUCCGAAACCUUUUCCCAGAGAACCUGGUCCAGGCCUGUUUUCAACAGGUUCAAACAGUGCUGAAAAAAGAAGCAGUGCCAGUCCAGAACCAAACAGAACCAAUCCUUGUAAAUAAAAAGAAACUGGAAAUGAAGUGGGGAAUGAAUGUUCUAGGUUUGAUUGGGUUCUUCAUCACAUUUGGAAUCUACAUGGGGAAAAUGGGGGAGAGGGGGAAACUUAUGUCUGAUUUUUUCAACAUUCUUAAUGAGAUCAUCAUGAAGAUGGUGUCCAUGAUCAUGUGGUACUCUCCAGUAGGCAUUGCAUCUCUCAUCUGUGGGAAGAUUGCAGCCAUUGGUGACCUGGAAGUUAUGGCGAGGCAGCUGGGCAUGUACAUGGUCACAGUCAUAGUCGGACUCAUCAUUCAUGGUGGGAUUAUCCUACCCUUCAUAUUCUUUGCAGUGACCCGGAAAAACCCUUUUACAUUUUAUUCUGGAAUUUUCCAGGCUUGGAUCACAGCUCUGGGAACAGCCAGCAGUGCUGGGACAUUACCUGUGACUUUUCGUUGUCUGGAGGAGAAUCUAAAUAUUGAUAAGCGUGUGACACGCUUUGUGCUACCCAUUGGAGCCACUAUAAAUAUGGAUGGCACAGCACUCUAUGAGGCUGUGGCAGCCAUUUUCAUCGCCCAAAUGAACGACAUUUACCUGGAUGGAGGACAAAUUGUCACUGUUAGUAUGACAGCAACCUUGGCCAGUGUGGGAGCAGCCAGUAUUCCCAGUGCAGGUCUGGUCACAAUGUUGCUAAUCCUGACUGCUGUGGGCCUUCCAACUCAAGACAUCAGCCUGCUUGUCGCUGUUGAUUGGCUUCUUGACAGAAUGCGCACCUCCAUUAAUGUGGUGGGGGACUCCUUCGGGGCAGGCAUUGUGGACCACCUAUCACGGGCAGAGCUAGCUGUGAUUGAUGGGGAAAUUACCCUACCAGAUGAGGAGUUCAUGCCCCCUCCACCUCUCCUUACUGACAUUGACUUUAUAGACCCUCUCAAACCGCCUGAACUGCCCCCUCGCUCCCCACGUCCUCCCAAACUCAAUCAUCAUGCUCCAUCUCUAACCCCCUUGCAGUCUCAGUCAUACUCCAUCCCUCACUCACCCCGUUCCGUCCACUCUCCGUCACCUCACUCAGUCCGUUCCCCCUCCCCUCGUUCCGUGUGCUCUCACUCCCCAAGGCCUUUCCGAACACACUCCCCUCGUCUUUUAUGCAGGACAGAACCUGGAUACUGUGCCCUGCCAACUCACGACAACCAGAUUUCCACACUCCCAAGAGGCUUCCGAGAGAGAGACAAAGAACGGGAAAGAGGCAGAGAAAGGUUGAGACAACGUGAACGAGAACAGGAUAAAGGCAGUGAGACAGAGGAGGAUGAAGAGAGAGAAAUAAUGGUGGAUGAGGGAAGUGAUGGAGAGGAAAGCGAUGACACAGCGUAUGACAGACGCCACACCAUCCCACCUUGUGAUCUGCCCUAAACAAGAACUGACAAAGCUUUACCGCAUUUUCAUAAUACCCCUUCCGAAUUUCAGUACUCACCUUUCUGAAUGAAAGACUUGUUUCCAGCUAGCUGAUUUGCUUUCAUUUAUUGUCGUAUGAUUUGCUUUUACUGGAUUGGAGUAAAAAAAAGUAGCAUUGAUCGUUUAUUGCACUUGUUCUACCAGUCUUAAUUUUAUUUUGUUUUUUAAUUUUCUCUCAUAUAAUUUAUGUAGGUUACUGGGCUACAUAUGUUACUGUAGCUCAUCCACCUCAAGAUUUGAUGUGUUAUUCUGCUCUCUACAAUUGUGAGUGGUAAUCUGAGUUACCGUAGCUUUUCUGUCAGCUCAAACCAGUCUGGCCAUUCUCCGUUGACUUCCGUGUUUUCCAUCCGGAGAACUGCCACUGCUACAAUUUGUAACACUGGAUUGUACUAAACUCAAGACUGUAAAACUGAAACGGAUUUAUUCGCUUAAUGAAAGCAAUAGCCUUGACUCAUUUUAUCUGCCUUACUUAGUUUGUGUAAAUGUUUACUGCCAGUCAGGGCUGGACUGGUAAUCUGGCAUACUGGGCAUUUUCCCGGUGGGCCAACGCACUUUGGGGCCAAUCAGGGGCGGACUGGCCAUCGGGAGGACCGAGCGGGCCGGUGGGUCGGCCGUGAAACAUGCCGGAUGGACCGCGAUAAGCAAAAAUGACAGAAACCACAAAAGCGGACCACAAAAUGACAGAAAAUGACAGUGAAGUGUUGGGCCAGCUGCCAUGUAAAAUCCUUGGCCGAUUUCUCUUCCCAGUCCAGCCCUGCUGCUAGUGCAACAUAAACAAAGAAAUUACAAGAGUUAGUUCAAGUGAGUUAAAGCAAUUGGUUUCUAUAAACAACUUAAAGUUUCAAAUCUCAUGUUGUAAUAUUCUUUGGAUUGGGUUUUCCAUGUUAGGUGUUUCUGUUGACAAGGACGUCACAAGCUAUUGUGAGUAACAUGAGGAAGUUACUUCUCAUAACCUACAUGUUCUUUCCAGUUUGCAUAUCUUAAAAAUAAGAGUCAUAUAAAGUACUGUGCAAAGGUUUUAGGCACUUGUGAAAAACUUACAAAGUGAGGAAAUAGUUUUCAUUGAUCAAUUAACGUCAUACAAAGUCCAGUAAACAAAAAAAAAGCUAAAUCAAUAUUUGUUGUGAACACUUUUACCGUCAAAACAGCAACAAUUCUCCUACUUACACCUGGACACAAUUUUUCUUGAUUGUUGGCAGAUAGAAUGUUCCAAACUUCUUGGAGAAUUUACCACCGUUCUUUUAAUUAUUUAGGCUGUCUUUUCAAUCCCAGACUAACCCGAUGUUCAGUGGGGUUCUAUGAGGUCCAUGCCAUAUGUUAUUCUAUUCUAUUUACAAAAGGAAUGUUUGGGAGUAUAAAAAGAAUAUUUCCUAUUGACACACUAAAGUAGCAGAAAUAAAUAACCAUCUUAAGACAAAUGUUUUUGUGAAAAAAGAAAAGACUUUUGCACAGUACUGUAUAUGAAAUUACUUGUAAGUAAAAAUUUAUCAAUAGACUGUUUAGAAUAGUGUUUAGACAGACUUAUCACAUUAAUGUUACCAUGCCAAGUGCACAGACCGUACAUAGUAAAUUACUUUUAUACAGUCUGUCUUCUCAAAAGUUGUCCACUUUCAUGGCAUGUGGUAGUGUAAAAUAGCAAAAGCUAUUAACAACUAUAUAUAUAUAUAUGUAUGGAUAUGUAUAUAUGUGUGUGUGUAUAUAUAUAUAUAUAUAAUACAUGUAUAUACAUGUGUGUAUAUAUAUGGGGCUAUAGUUUUACAUAUUUUUAUCUGAGAUCCAGUCUAUUAUAAAGCUUUCCGUGGAGAAGAAAAUCACAUAUCUUAAUUUUUUCCCCCAGACUUUUGAGUAAGUCUCCUGCUUUUCAUAUUUUUUUACCCCUUCUGAUAAAGACCCUAGUAAUCUUAUAUGUGUCUCCUUUGGAGUUGCAGAAGAGAUCUGAACAAUUUAAAGAUUAUUCAGAAUUUCCAAAAAGUCAACAGGCAAGCAUCUUAAUAUGAUAUUUCACUUUGAACACUUCCAAGACAAUACUGUCUGAUCUAUGCUAUCAAUAAUAAUUUUAUAGUUAUAUAUACUCUAUACACUCACUGAGCACUUUAUUAGGAACAUUAUGGUCUUCUGCUGUUGUAGCUCAUCCGCCUCAAGGUUUGACGUGUUAUUCUGCUCUCUACAAUUGUGAGUGUUUUUCUGAGUUACCGUAGCCUUUCUGUCAGCUCAAACCAGUCUGGCCAUUCUCCAUGUUUCCAUCCGCAGAACUGCCACUCACUGGAUGUUUUUUUAUUUUUGGCACCAUUCGGAGUAAACUAGUGUGAAAAUCCCAGGAGAUCAACAGUUACAGAAAUAUUCAAACCAGCCCAUCUGUCACCAACAGUCAUGCCACAGUUGAAAUCACUGAGAUAAAAAAUGUUUCCCAAUUCUGAUGGUUGAUGUGAAAAUUAACUGAAGCUCCUGACCCGUAUCUGCUUGUUUUAUUCAUUGCACUGCUGCCACACAUUUGGCUGAUUAGUUAAUUGCAUGAAUAAGUAGGUGUCCAGGUGUUCCUAAUAAAGUGAUCAGUGAGUGUAUAUCUUACUGUACGUCAACAUGUCUCAUUAGUUUCGAUUUGUAUUUCUCCAAAUUUUAUUAGAAACUUCUAAGACCAAGUUGAUAUUUUAGCACAACUGAGAUAUCUGGAUUGAAGUCUCUGGAGCCAUAAAAGUGCAAUCACUGAGCAAUAAAUAUUUCCUUUGGUUUCUUUAGUUUAAAAAAUGACUUUGCUGUUAAUAUUGUUGUUAUUUGCUAAGGAUUAUCUUUAUUGUCAAGUGUUUGCAAUGUUGUACUCAAAACUAGUUAAUUUUUAGGUUGGAGUUUGCGUUUUGUUUUGUCUGACAUGUAUUUAUCGCGUUAUUAUGGUACGGUGGAUUUUAAUUAGGUUUUCCUUUUAAUUGUGUCUCUGAAACUCCUUUUGAUUCCAACUCACAGUCUCUCUUUGUCCCUCUGAAUUAAAAUUACCACAUUAGCUACUGUUUGAGAUGUAUGUAAUAAAAUCUUAACAAUUUAUGAAAUCAUGUGAGUGGUUUUAAUGUCUGUAGUGUAAGAGGUAACUACUGUAUCCCUUUGCAUUUGUAAAAAAAUAUAAGUGGAUUUUAAUGCAAGGUAUGUUUAAAUCCUGUGUUA
This is a messenger RNA of Xyrauchen texanus (razorback sucker), 5496 nucleotides long. RefSeq names its product excitatory amino acid transporter 2-like. Gene Ontology annotation, biological process: L-glutamate transmembrane transport. Bases 88 to 2301 code for a protein of 737 amino acids. The record is from RefSeq and is a predicted model, not a curated record. Gene Ontology annotation, molecular function: L-glutamate transmembrane transporter activity; glutamate:sodium symporter activity; neutral L-amino acid transmembrane transporter activity. NCBI's taxonomy places the organism in Eukaryota, Metazoa, Chordata, Actinopteri, Cypriniformes, Catostomidae. The transcript has 12 exons. Gene Ontology annotation, cellular component: plasma membrane.